Messenger RNA from Sordaria macrospora k-hell, 2157 nucleotides. RefSeq lists its product as uncharacterized. NCBI's taxonomy places the organism in Eukaryota, Fungi, Ascomycota, Sordariomycetes, Sordariales, Sordariaceae. Gene Ontology annotation, cellular component: SAGA complex. The record is from RefSeq and is a predicted model, not a curated record.
AUGACAUCCCGCAACCGCCAAUCCCGCAACCCCAACCGCAACUCGGCAUCCAGCACCCAAGGCGAAGAAGCCCAGCUCUGGACCCUCAUCAAAGACGAGAUCCGCGAGCUGGUGGAUUCCAUCAACAGCUCCAACGACCAAAUACGCGCCAUUCUCGCUCAGGACUCUCUCAUCGCCCAGUCGUGUGAAGUCUCCACCAACUCAGAAGGAGACAAACCCGACAUGGCAGCCCUGGAACAGACCUUUGACACGCUCAUCCGCGCUGCUUGUGGCGGUGCCGACCUGAGCAAACAAAAACUCUCGGACGUGAUUGAGCAUGUCACAGUCUUACGGGCACUGACCAAGGCGAGGGAGGAGAGCGAGGGUGUGGUGCAUCAUAGCGUGGGCACGCCCGGUGGUGCUCAUUCCAGUGGUGCAGCGGGACGGGAUAGAAACAGCUCCAGCCUUUUGGGGAGCGGAGGCAGGUCGAGUUCGGUCAGGGGGCACGGCGGUGGAAAGGGGGAUCGAGGUGAUCGAGGAGGAGAUCGUGAAGGGAGAGAGACUAGAGACCGUGACCGUGGUGGUGACAAGGACAAAUCCGACAAAGGGGGGGAUAAAGAUGGGAAAGAUCGGGACCGCAAUUCGGAGAGGCUGGGUGACAAGUUGGCGGCAGCAGCAGACAAGUCCGAGAGGGAUAAACACAGCGACCGCGAUCUUAGUUCCAUGUACGACUUUGACGGCGCCGGCGACUCACCCGUUCCCUCUCCCCUCUCAAGCCACACCCGCAAGCAUGGAGGAGCCAACAACAACAAUACCACGGCCGGCAGUGAUCGCGCAUCCACCGCCCGUGACAGCCUCCCUCCUCGCGACACCCCCUCCAAAGACAGCGUUCCCCCGGAACCCAACACCAGCACCAGCACCUCCAACGGCACCACAUCAGUACCAACGACAACAACAGCAGGCGCCACGCAACGAUCCAAAGUCACCUUCCACAAGGGCCAAGACGUGGUCUUCAAGCCCAAGCCCUCUCGCGACCACGAAUCGACAGAAUGGAUGUUGGGUCGCGUCCAACAAGUUCUCGGCGAAGGUAAAUCCCGUCGGUACCGAGUCCAGGACGCCGACCCGGACUUGGACCCGGCCCAGCGCGCCGAGUACCGCACCUCGGCCUCUAGCAUGAUUCCCGUGCCGGCUGCGGGAGAAGAAGAAAAGAAGCUGCCGAGGCUGGAGGAGGGCAAGGUGGUUUUGGCUUUGUAUCCGGAUAGUACGACGUUUUACAAGGCGGAGGUGAUGGGCACGGAGGCGGAGGGUGAGGGCGAGGGGAAGGAGAGGGUCAAGUUGAGGUUUGAGGGGGAGGAGACUACGGGGACGCUGCAGUUGGCUGGUGGUGGGGAUGAUGAGGAGGAUGAAGAGAGGAAUGGCAGUCUGGGGAAUGGGGGUGAAAAGGAUGGGAGUAAUGAGGAGGAGAGUGGUGAGGGCCGGAAGGAGUCCAGUGAAGGAUCUUUAACGUCAGAACUUUCAGAUCUGGGCCAUAUUGGACUCAGCAAUGAUGACGAGCACGCACCUGAUCAUAUGGAAGAGGACGACUGGGAUUCUGAUAUGCCGCUGUUUUGGAACAACAGAAACAAGAAGCGGGUUUCUGAUGUGGUACUUUCAAUGUCUGCAUCUUCUUCAUCUGAACUUUCUUCACCUAAAAGUGAUAUUGAACUUGGCGAUUAUGACGAUGAUAAUGAGGAUGGGGGUGAUGAGGACCAGAAGGAGUUCAGUGAAAAAUCUUCAACUUCUGAACUUUCUGAUUUGGCCGAUCUUGGACUCGGCGAUGAUGCCGAGCACGCACCUGAAGAGGACGACCCGGAUUCUGAUAUGCCGCUGGUUUGGAACAACAGAAACAAGAAGCGGGUUCCUCAUGUGCCAGAUGGAAAUGAGCAAGAUGGGAAUGCUGAGGAGGCAAGCGAGGACGACGAAAGUGAGGACAGUCCCAUGGAUGACGACUACAGGGAGUCCACUGAAGCACUACCUUUAUAUUCUGAAGUUUCGGACUCUGAUGGAUUGUCGCCGACUUCGAGGAGGAACAACGAUCUCAUGGAAGUACCUUCAACGUCACCCGAGUCCUCAGGUUCCUCCUCCUUGAGCGAUCGCAUCGAGCUCAAUGAUGACGGCCAGGGACAACACUUUACCUAG